AUGUUAUCACCACCCAUCUCCAUCGCUACCAAUCGGUCCAUACCACCGUCACCGUCACCGUCAUCCACCGCCAGACACCAACCUUCACACUCACCGGAAACACUCGCAUCACUAAUCGCCACCACCAAAAACAUCCGCCAACUCCUCCAAAUCCACGCAGCUGCAAUCCGCCAUGGGCAUGAUAACCACCUAAUUCUAAAAUUCAAACUCCAGCGAUCUUACUCUUCAUUUGGACGCCUUGAUUCAUCUCUUGUUCUUUUCGAGCUCACCCACAAUCCCGAUGUGUUCUUCUACACUUCCAUCAUCCACGCUCAUGCCGUCGAUAAUCUCCAUAAGCGAGGACUGCAAUUCUACGUUCAGAUGAUAUCGCAAGAUGUAGAGCCCAAUGAAUUCACAUUAUCUGCUCUCUUAAAGGGUUGUGCUUUAGAACAUGGAAAAACCCUUCAUCCUCACGCAAUUAAACUGGGAUUUGAUUGUAAUAUGCAUGUGAGAACAGCUCUUGUUGAUGUUUACUCAAGAGGUGGGGAUUUGGUCUCUGCCCGCCAACUGUUCGACAAAAUGCCUGAAAGAAGUUUGGUUUCUUUGACUUCCAUGAUCACAGGGUAUGUGAAGAACGGGGAUCUCGAUAACGCACGCGUGUUGUUUGAUGGAAUGCCGGAGAGGGAUGCUGUGUGUUGGAAUGUGAUGAUCGGCGGGUAUGUGAAAUAUGGGAAGCCGACGGAAGCUUUAACCCUAUUUAGGAAAAUGCUCACAAAGAUGAACCCUAAUGAAGUCACCAUUGUUGCGGUUCUAUCUGCUUGUGGGCAGCUUGGAGUUUUGGAAUCAGGGAAAUGGAUUCAUUCGUAUGUGAAAAACAAUAGUAUUCACAUGAAUGUUCAUGUGGGUACUGCUUUAAUCGAUAUGUAUAGCAAAUGUGGUGGUUUGGAUGACGCUCGAAUGGUCUUCGAUCAGCUCAAGAACAAGGACGUUAUCGCUUACAACUCGAUGAUUGCGGCUUAUGCCAUGCACGGAUGUUGCCGAGAAGCUUUGAUUCUGUUUAGCGAUAUGGGUAGGAGGCGUACACGGCCAACGGAUAUCUCGUUCAUCGGAAUCUUGAAUGCUUGUGCUCAUUCGGGUUUGGUUUCUGUCGGAAAGGGUGUUUUUCUUUCGAUGAAAACUAAACACGGGAUCGAACCGUCAAUCGAGCACUACGGAUGUAUGGUGAACCUUCUUGGUCGAGCCGGUUUUCUUGAAACGGCAUACGGGUUCGUCAAGAACAUGAAGGUUGAUCCCGAUCCUGUUAUAUGGGGAACUUUACUCGAUUCUUGUAGCCUCCAUGGAAACGUUCAUUUAGCCGAAGAGAUCGUCAAGUUUUUGGUCGAUCGCAAUCUUGCGAAUUCGGGAACUUAUAUCCUUCUUUCAAACUUAUAUGGUGCCACUUCAAAUUGGGUCGGGGUGGCUCGGAUGCGGACCAUGAUGAAGACCCACGGGGUUCAAAAAGAACCCGGGUGUAGCUCGAUUGAAGUGCGUAACACGGUGCAUGAGUUCGUUGCAGGUGACGUGAAACACCCAAAUAGCAAAGAGAUUUAUAUGAUGCUCGAGGAGAUAAACGGAUGGUUGAAGGGCCAUGGUUAUCGUCCUCGGACCGACAUAGUGUUGCAUGAUGUCGGAAAGACGGAAAGAGAGCGGUCGUUAGCGGUUCAUAGCGAGAGGCUUGCGAUCGCGUUUGGGCUUAUUAGCACCGAGCCAGGAAGUAGUAUAAAGAUUGUGAAGAACCUUAGGGUUUGUUCGGAUUGUCACGAGGUAACGAAACUGAUCUCGAAGAUCACGAGACGUAAAAUCGUGGUUAGAGAUCGUAAUCGGUUUCACCAUUUCACCGAUGGUUCGUGCUCUUGUGGAGAUUAUUGGUGAUAUCCGAUGAAGCUUGAUCAAAUUGUAUUAUUCAAAUAUAUAUCGGUUGAUUUGGAG
This is a messenger RNA of Cynara cardunculus var. scolymus (artichoke), 1947 nucleotides long. Its product is annotated as pentatricopeptide repeat-containing protein ELI1, chloroplastic. The record is from RefSeq and is a predicted model, not a curated record. Lineage: Eukaryota; Viridiplantae; Streptophyta; Magnoliopsida; Asterales; Asteraceae. Gene Ontology annotation, biological process: RNA modification. Gene Ontology annotation, molecular function: RNA binding; protein binding; zinc ion binding. The coding region runs from base 1 to 1890 and encodes 629 amino acids. The transcript has a single exon.